This is a messenger RNA of Aspergillus glaucus CBS 516.65, 2352 nucleotides long. RefSeq lists its product as uncharacterized. The record is from RefSeq and is a predicted model, not a curated record. Gene Ontology annotation, cellular component: site of double-strand break. The transcript has 2 exons. The coding region runs from base 250 to 2187 and encodes 645 amino acids. NCBI's taxonomy places the organism in Eukaryota, Fungi, Ascomycota, Eurotiomycetes, Eurotiales, Aspergillaceae.
CACGGCCAUCUCACAACAUUCCACGCGACUAUAUAUAAGCAUAUCGAAUCCUCAAGCAUUGUACCUGAAUCCAUGCAAAAACACGAUCGUGAUUGACCAUAUAUUCGCCGCUCGACCGACCGAGGCCAGUUAUUCACCGCGAUUCCCCGACCUGCGGACCCUUUCCACAUCAUUCCACGAUGCUCUGCAGCGCUGCAUGCAUUUGACGGUGAAAUUGAUGUGUGCACGAGGCUCGCCGUGGUGCCCAAUAUGACUCCGUCCACAACUCCAUCGACACUGUCCCAUACCUUGCCCGCUAAGCCAUUUGAGAGCAAGUUGAGUGAACAGCUCUCACAGAGCCAGAGUGGUGAGGCUGGGACGGGCAACACUACGGAUAACACCAGGACCAACACCAAUAAUCAACUUGGCGGAUCUCUUUUGGACUCGCCCAGAUUACACUCAUUGCCAGAUGCGCCCAAACCGGUUUCAAUUUCUCAACGACAGUCGAUUUCGGAUGAAGCGAGCACUGUCCAUUCAGCUUCCAGCAAAGAUGACAGUUCACUUUCAUCCACUCCAGCCACACCACAGCGCCCACCUUUGAAUCCACAAAAUCUAGCGUUGAACCUUCCUCCCAGACCCUCCGGUUCUCCCGCUACGGCCCAACGUGCGCCGCUCUCGCCAAAGCUCGAUUCCUCGCAAAUCUACAGUUCGAGAUACGGACCGCCCGGCUCGGUUCUUCCUCGACGAUCACGGGGUCUUGAUUUUUCGCGUGCCUGUACGAAUUUACACCAUUCCACCCUCGCAGAAUCUUCGCCGGAGUCGUCGCCCACCAUCGGAGCUCGGGGAGUGGCGAUUCCACAACGCCGUGGUUCCCCUAGCGCAGCAUCUGCAGCGCCGUUUUCGACGUCUGGGCCAGUCGAUCGGACAGGGGUUUCCAGCUCGGUAUCCAGUGUGAAUAUGAUAGAUUCAGAUACAAGUACCAGUGAAGAGGAGGAGGAUGAGCCGAUGGGAGGGGAUAAGGAUGAUAUCAUGCUCAGCACACCACAGGCGAACAAGAUGGGAACCGGACCGAGCCCUUUUGCGGUUGGAAACGUACCGAGCCCAGGAAACGACUGGAUGGGUGGUUAUUCACACGCUGCGGCGAGCCUCCUGAGUUUCCAACGUGCUCGUUUCCGCAAGGGACGCAGUAGGACUCGACACAGUUCUAGCAGUGCAAGCGGAAGUUCCAAGCAGAGCCCUGGACCGCUUUCCCCGCCUGUGAUGAAGAGCAUUGAGAAUCCCAAUGGAGGUUAUUUUGGGGGAUCGAGACAUGGAGUGCAACCUCGACGUGAGAGUUUGAGCAUGGGUACUCGGGAUCUGCGUCUGUCUGAUCUCAGUGAUGAUGGGGAGCGUGCUCGAAGUCGCAGUCCUGCCCGUGGUGAGGGAGGGCCGCUUGGGGUCAUUCGACGUGCUGUCACGCGACGGGGUAGUUUACUGCCGAAAACGAAAACGUUUGCUCGAAUUCGGGCCGCUCUCAUUGAAGAGUCUUCUCCUCUUGAUUGCGAGUCAAAACGUGAAUCGGAGGUAAUACGGCAGGUUCGCGAGAGUGACCCGGCACCACAAAAGUCACCGGACCUGUUGCAGCCAACCGAAUCAGACAGGGCAGUGUCCGGCGCAGAUGACACGCCUUCGAAAACUGCCACUCGGCUCGGGAACGCGUUUAGCGAAGAAUCCACUCGAGGAUAUUGGAACUCGUUUGAUGACCGCUAUCGCACGCCUCCACCACCGAUACGCCCAGGCCCUCCAUCUGUUUCCGAAGAUGACUUGGCAAUGGACAUGACGCCAUCUACGUCGACCUUUGAAUUUGCCAAGCCUUUUGAGCGGCCAAGUUCACGAGGUUCGCUGCGUAAUGCAGCACAGCCUACUGCCAUGCAAGAAUUCAAACGAAAGCGCGGUCGCGAAGACGAUUUCGAUCCUAAUCUUUUCAAACGGCGGGCCGUUUCGCCCAGCAUGAGUGCCCAGAGCAGUCCGGUUAUGCCCAACUCGCCAGCGAUGAGGGAUACGGGUUCUAACAUUUGGGGUCCGCCGCCCAAGUCUAAUCUCGGUUCACUCUUCCCGGACAGUAACCCUCGCAAUAGCAGUAGUCCACAUACAGGGACGUUGAAGCGAGUUGGGUUGCAGGGUAUGACCGAGGCCAAUGAUUCGCUUAUGAACAUGAGCAUUGAAUAGUCUGCUUUUAUUUGUUAUUUGCUUGCUUUCUGCUGCUUUCUGCAUCUUUAUCGUCUCUUAGCGUGGUGUUAUCGUUGGCGUUGGUUUGGGAAUUUGGCGCUUGGCAAUGGAAUCUGGUGUUUAUAUACUAGCAUAGUUUAAUCAAUAUAUACUAUACCUCUGCAG